Ricinus communis (castor bean) is the source of this 1719-nucleotide messenger RNA. Its product is annotated as heptahelical transmembrane protein ADIPOR3. Gene Ontology annotation, cellular component: membrane. Gene Ontology annotation, molecular function: signaling receptor activity. The coding region runs from base 275 to 1525 and encodes 416 amino acids. The transcript has 4 exons. The record is from RefSeq and is a predicted model, not a curated record. Lineage: Eukaryota; Viridiplantae; Streptophyta; Magnoliopsida; Malpighiales; Euphorbiaceae.
AAUGCCAUUUGUCCAUUCUAAAGAUAGCUGCUCUACUUUAGAUUCUGUUUCAUAAACAGCCAAUAUCACUAACUCAUCACCUCGGGAUCCUGGAUUUUCUCUUCUUUUUAGGGUUCAUCAAAGAUUUUCUAAUUGCAGAAAAAUUUGGUCCAUUAUUGGCUUAUUAUUAGUUGCCUGUACCAUUUAACUAAAAUAAGCUAUCCUUUCAGCACAAAACAAUCUGCUCUUGGUUUUCUUCAACCUUCGGAUUCCUGUUCCUCAGCAAGUUUCAGAGAUGAAUCUUGGUCGUUACAAAAAAUUGUUUCCUUCAUCAGAAAAGAUUGAUAAUCCAUUGGGAUGUGAGGAUGGGAAUGAAGUUGGUCCAAAGGAAAGAAAGGGGCAUAUGCUAUGGAAGAAAGUGAAACAUCAACUAGUUGACUACCAUUCAUUGCCAGGAUAUUUAAAGGACAAUGAGUUUAUCCGUGGCUACUACCGGGUAGAAUGGCCAUUGAAGCAAGUUCUCCUGAGUAUCUUCAAGAUUCAUAAUGAGACUCUUAAUUUCUGGACGCAUUUGAUCGGGUUCUUUCUAUUUCUCUUUCUGACCGUAUAUACAUCAAUGCAAGUUCCAGAUGUCGCAGAUAUUAGUUCUCUGCAACGUUUGCCUGACAUGCUCCAAAAAGCUGAUUUCCACAAUAUUCAUUUAGACCUCUUGAAUUGUCUCCCUUCCUUACCUAACAUGCCAGAUCUUCACAAUUUCAAAGUGGAUUUAAAGUCAUAUUUGCUUCCAAUGGAAUUCCUGUCAUCACUUUCAGAAAAUUUUCUGGAACUUCUCAUCAAUUGCUUGCCUGAGCGAUAUGCUAGAAUGUAUCAUGAGGCCAAUGACAAUGCUUUGCAAAGCCUUACAAACGAUUUCUCGAACAUGACAACUCCACCAACUUUUCAUCCUGUCACAAGAUGGCCAUUCUUCGCCUUCAUGGGCGGGGCAAUGUUCUGCUUGCUGGCAAGCAGUACAUGCCAUCUCCUUUCUUGCCAUUCGGAGCGAAUGUCUUACAUUGUGCAUAGAGUAGACUAUGCAGGAAUUGCUGCUCUCAUAGCGACCUCCUUUUACCCUCCUGUUUACUACUCCUUUCUGUGCAACCCCUUUUUCUGCAACAUUUAUCUCGGAUUCAUAACAGUAUUAGGCAUUUCCACCAUCAUAUUCUCUAUCCUCCCAACGUUCCAGAAGCCGGAAUUUAGGGGAUUCCGCGCUGGUCUCUUCUUCGGGAUGGGCCUGUCAGGUAUAGCGCCUAUUCUUCAUAAGCUAAUACUUUACAGGAAUCAACCUGAAGCCCUCCAAACCACGAGUUAUGAGAUUUUGAUGGGGAUCUUAUAUGGGCUUGGAGCAUUGAUUUAUGCUACAAGGAUUCCUGAGAGAUGGAAGCCAGGUAUGUUUGACAUUGCUGGGCAGAGUCAUCAGCUUUUCCACGUGUUGGUAGUAGCAGGUGCCUAUACACACUACCGAGCUGGGCUAGUUUAUCUAAGAUGGCGGGACUUGCAAGGUUGCUAGAGUUCCAGAAUUCUAACAGAUGCAUUGCGUUCUUGAAAAAUGCAGAGGGUUUUGUUUUAGUAGCUGAGUGUUUUCAGGUUGCAGAUAGUUUAAUUUUAUAACGAGGCACUUCUUUGUACUUUAGUUGAAAAAGUCAAAAGUCAAAAAGAAUAACAAUGCUUUCAUUGAGAGUCGAACUCAAGACCUCCCGCUUA